AAACUAACGACAGUGCGCUUCUCGCCUUGGCCCCGCCUCCCAGGGAAAACCAACCAAUGAGAGUGCGCUUCUUUCCAGCUAGGUCUCGGCAGGAAUGAGAGGAAGGGAAAAGUAAGAGAAUGAGAGGAUGCCAUGAGACGCUGAGAAGCGAGAAGACUGCUCCGGUGGACUUUCCAACCUUUCUAUGCAGAUGUUCCUGCUCUCUGGUUACUCUGCCCUUUUCUUUAGUGCUGUGUCCUGGAGCUCAGCUGAAUAGCUUGUAUAUAGACACCACUUCCAAUGGCAUCAGAGUAUCAGAAUAAGGAAGAAGAGGAUCCCUAUGAGCUAGUGAUAGCUCCUUUCCAAUGGGGGACGUUCCUGUCUGCAGUUAAGGAUCAGAUCCCCUCAAUGGACUCAGAUAUAUUCGUAUCUGAUGGUGAAGACGACGAGGAGCUUUUCAUCUUCCAGCGAGAUCAAUCCAACCUGAUUCCUGACUUGUCAGAGGAACUGGAAGACCUUCCUCUGGAAGAAACACACUUGCAGAACACCUUUGCAUUUAUGAGGCAUCCACCAGAAGUCCAGAAUGGAGAUCAAGGAGGUCCACCUUCUCAGAAAGACAACCGUGUCCCUCAUUCUGUGCCAAUGGAACAUGUAUUACUAAGCAGUGAUUGCUUUGGUCUUCUUGCGGAGGAAAGACCAAGCCAGCAAGUCCUGGCUGCUUCAGAAUUCUCCGCAAGCAAACCAAAACCUGGAGAGGAAGUUAAGAAAGAUAGAGGUUCGCUGUCUGAUCCGUCACCAUCUGUGGAAGAGGCACCUUUUCUGAUAUUAAACAGCAGCAUAAAGGAGCGAAGGAAGCUAAUAGAAACAAAAAUACUCACCAAGGUAACAUUGGGGUCCCCUUCCGGAGAUAUAGGUCAUGUGCAACCAAAAGACAGUAACAAGGAUUUUAAAAGAAUGGCAGAGACAGAAAGAGAGCCGGGAGGCAUUUCAGCUGAACACCCCAGAGAGCUGACAUUGUUUGCCUUCAAGGAGAUUGAGAAGUGGGAUCUAGACAAAGUUCUUCAGGACCUAGAGAAGCAAACCGAUCAUACAAGUUGGACAGGAGAACCUGCUUUUCCUUCGAUGUACCACGAAAACUCCAGGGCUAUGUCACAAGCAAAGCUCAUGGGAAAGCUGGAAGAGUUGUCCCUCGAGCAGUCCAGGGCAUUUUUUGCACAUCGCAGAAGGUGCCUUGCCAAGCUGCCACACUUUAGUGAGUGCCAGGGAGAUGGGAGGGUCGCCACGAAGGAGAGUCGAAGUCCGGGCCAUUAA
Messenger RNA from Sceloporus undulatus (fence lizard), 1290 nucleotides. It is a transcript of the gene DNAAF8, whose product is annotated as dynein axonemal assembly factor 8. The record is from RefSeq and is a predicted model, not a curated record. The coding region runs from base 280 to 1290 and encodes 336 amino acids. Gene Ontology annotation, molecular function: dynein complex binding. Gene Ontology annotation, cellular component: dynein axonemal particle. NCBI's taxonomy places the organism in Eukaryota, Metazoa, Chordata, Lepidosauria, Squamata, Phrynosomatidae. The transcript has 7 exons.